Molecule: messenger RNA, 1009 nt
Organism: Pyrenophora tritici-repentis Pt-1C-BFP
Lineage: Eukaryota; Fungi; Ascomycota; Dothideomycetes; Pleosporales; Pleosporaceae
Source: RefSeq, a predicted model, not a curated record
AUGGCAAAACACAUGGCUAGAAGCAACAAUUCCCCCCUACUCCAGCUACCUCGGGAACUACGCGACGAGAUAUACGCCUACGUCUUCACACCCCCACCCGCUCUCUACUACGGCCGCCUUGAGAGCCACAGCACCACACGUCCAAGAUACAAGCUCUUCACCACUGCAGAUGCCGCCGCUGUCUGCCGAUCCCCCAUCUUUCUCAACCCCAAAACACUGCUCUGGGAAGAUGCAAAACAAGACAACGGACUGAGCUGGCAGGACGCCAUAUACCAUGACCAGGCUAUGUUGCAGCACACGUGCCGGCAGCUACGCCAGGAGACGCUAGCCUCGCUUGCAAAAAGGGACGUCCGGAUCGUCUUCCACUCCUCGCGGUGUGGGUCCAACGGCAGUAUCACGGCUGAGCGCAUGUUUCUCGACUUCAUGAAAUACCAUUUCCAACACUUGCCUCUACAAGCCUAUUGCUUCGAUUUGUAUCUCGAACAGAGGUCUUCUCCCUUGCAUUACCCCUUGAUGGACCCCAACCAAGACCUUUGUUCACUUAUCGAGUGUUGUCACCGGCAUCCGGCAAUGAGGAUAAAUGCAUAUCUUGAGUCCAGUGCGCCGGAGCAGUUAUGUAGUCUCUUGGUGAGAUUGACACUUGCCCUACGUGGAACCGAUGUGUCUUCCAUCAUCCCUACGACCGAUGAUCCUACUUCUAUUGUCUUUGGAUACCCCAUUGUGUACAAGAAGUUUGCGAGUGAGCGGACACUCGAGUGGAGGAAUGUCACGAACCUGCGCGUUUGGCCAAUUUUCAAAUCGAAUGAGAUCAAUGCUACGGUGCAAUUUCCGUUUCACGACAACGAAGAAGCGCUUGCACUAAUAGACAAGUGGUAUGAGGAGGGUAUUUAGAAUGAUUAUCAAAUGGGUAGUAACAGCUGAACGACGCUGUAGUAUUUUGAUUUCUGAGUUCCACGCACUUCUAUAGCUAUCACGACCGUUCUCAAGCAUGUAACAAUCAUUCCUACAG